Meloidogyne enterolobii is the source of this 1236-nucleotide messenger RNA. NCBI's taxonomy places the organism in Eukaryota, Metazoa, Nematoda, Chromadorea, Rhabditida, Meloidogynidae. The record is from the annotation of a GenBank genome assembly.
UUAAACAAAUAAAAUUAAAAUUUUUUUUGUCUUUUAAGAAAAAUGGAAACAAAAGAAGAAACUCCUCCCUCCCCCUCUUUUUCUUUGUCAGAAUUUUUUUCUGACAAAAUAGAAAAUUUUAAAAACUUUUUUGAAACAAAAUUUAACGCGAUGAAUGCAUGUUCGGCAGCAAUGUAUAUAUUGGCUGUAACUUGUGUAAUAAUUAAUUUAUAUGUAUUGCUUGAUCGUUCGAUCGAAACUAUUCACUAUCUGAGGAUAUAUCAUUUGGCUGUUUGUUCAUUAAUGUUCUCUUGUGGACUCCUUCAACUAGCUUUUAUGUGGAAAGCACAAUGCGGGGAUUUUGACAAAUUAGCAAGGCCCCACACAAUUCCCCGGCCAACAAUGAUUUCUGCAUUUGCCCUAACUGCUGGGAUUGCUUUAGGAUAUGCCUAUUUUCUUAUUUUUAAUAUUGCCUUUCGAAAUUGUGACAAAUUGUUUGACGCAGCUGGGGCCGAAGAACAAUGGCAGGAAGCCCUCUACGAUCUUUUAAUGAUUUCUUUUUGUGUUCUUUCACUAAUUUAUAUCUUUCAAAGAUCUUAUUAUGGCUCUCAAAAUACAAAUUUCGAUUUAAUUACCAGAAAAUGGGUUAAUAUUGUUUUGACUAUUGUAUGGGUCAAAAUUGUGAUUUUUAAAGGAUAUUUGAGUUAUCAAGAACUUUGUCAACGCAGUGAAAUAUCUGGAUAUUGGUGCCCAGUAAUUAGACGUUCAUAUACUUGCGAUCCCGAGACAAAAUUAAAAGGAACACAAAAAACAUGGUAUUAUAUGCACAAAGGAUUGUUAAAUUCUGCAAUAAUUUCGUGUGCCUCAGAAUUUUUUCCAGUAAUGUUAGUAGCUCAUUGGUUAGCUUGUGGACGGGCAGAGCAAAGAGCUGAUGAGCUUAUAAGGAGGAGACAAGAAAAGAAAAGUGUUAGAAGAAUGCUUCAAGGAAUGAUUGGAGAUGUUUCAAAAAUUUAUGGAUUAGACCCGACAGCCCAAAUUAGACGACAACUUCCACCUCUCAAUUUACCCACAAUUUUAAUUGCUUCACUUGUAAUACUUGGGUGUAUUACUGCUUUUUUGGCUAGUCUUCGUUGGUUUGUAGGCCUCUAUUUUGCUAUUCUUUUUGGUAAGCAAAAUAAUAAAAAUCAGAAUUAUUGUAAGACAGAAAUCAGAAUUAUGUAUUUUUUAUUCAAAAAUAAUUUUUUUGAAUUUAUUUAA